This is a messenger RNA of Hippopotamus amphibius kiboko, 4881 nucleotides long. RefSeq names its product ADP ribosylation factor like GTPase 9 (gene ARL9). NCBI's taxonomy places the organism in Eukaryota, Metazoa, Chordata, Mammalia, Artiodactyla, Hippopotamidae. Gene Ontology annotation, molecular function: GTP binding; GTPase activity. The record is from RefSeq and is a predicted model, not a curated record. The coding region runs from base 33 to 746 and encodes 237 amino acids. The transcript is spliced from 5 exons.
UGGGGGGGAGGGAAGCAACAAGGGUGGUGGGGAUGGAGAGGGGGAAGGUGGGGAAGAGAGAGAAGGGAAAGGAGCCGGAGAAAGGGAAAAUUCGGGGAAAAGGAAGGGAGGAGAAAGGUAAAAAGGAGGUGGAGAAGGAGAGAAUUAAAGAAAAAGAAAAGGGGAAGGAGGAGAAAAGUAAGAGUGAAGAGGAGGAAAAGAGGAAAGGGCGGGAGACGGAGAAAGAGAAGGAGCAACUUAAGGAAAAAGAAGAGAAAGAGAAGGACAACAGCACGCUGAUAAAGCUCCCGCUGGAGCCGCUGGAGAAAAAUAAGCAGAUCCUAGUGCUGGGCCUGGAUGGAGCAGGAAAGACCAGUGUUCUCCGCUCCCUAGCUUUAAACAGAGUCCAGCACAGCGUGGCCCCAACCCAAGGUUUCAAUGCAGUGUGCAUCAGCACUGAAGACAGCCAGUUGGAGUUCCUGGAGAUUGGUGGCAGUGAACCUUUCCGUUCCUAUUGGGAAAUGUACCUGUCCAAGGGAUUGCUGCUAAUCUUUGUGGUGGAUUCAGCAGAUCACAACAGAUUACCUGAAGCCAAGAAACACCUUCAUCAACUAAUUGGGACAAAUCCAAUCCUUCCUCUGGUUGUGUUUGCAAACAAACAGGAUCUUGAAGCAGCCUAUCACAUUACAGAUAUCCAUGAAGCUUUGGCAUUAUCUGAGGUGGGAAAUGACAGGAAGAUGUUCUUGUUCGGAACCCAGGACUUCUAGUUUCCAGUCCAGCAUGUAAGAAGCUUGGAAGCCACCACUGCAUUCCAACAAGUAAAAAGCUAAACAGACUGAAAAAUCAACAUUGGAGAGACCAACAGGAGAAUACAGAGAAUAGCAAUUUACCAGAGCAGAGAUUCAUAAUGGGAAACUCCCCAUGGGAACCAGUGCCAGGGAGAAAAACCAGAACCGUGAUUGAUGAAUUGCUGGUUGCUCAAAGUGCACUACUCUGAAGUUUAAAAACUCUAGGGGAUGGGCUUCCUAGGUGGCGAAGUGGUUAAGAAUCCACCUGCCAAUGCGGGGGACAUGGAUUCGAUCCCUGCUCCAGGAAGAUCCCACGUGCUAUGGAGCAACUAAGCCCGUGCACCACAACUAUUGAGCCCAUGUGCUGCAAUUACUGAAGCCCACGCGCCUAGAGCCCAUGCUCCACAACAAGAAAAGCCACAGCAAUGAGGAGCCCGUGCACCACAAUGAAGAGUAGCCCCCACUCACCGCAACUAAAAGAAAGCCCGCGAACAGCAAAAAAGACCCAACACAGCCAAUAAAAUUAAAACAAACAAACAAACAAACAAACUCUAGGGGAACCCAGUCAUAGGAGGGCCCCUCAGUUAUUUGAGAUUUACCUCCAGGACCUUGACCACAUUCCCACAAUAAAUAUUGGAGAGAAAUCCCCUGCUGCCUCCAAGAGAGGGAAAAAAAAAACAUUUGGAAAUAUGUCAGAGCACUCUGUCCUUCCCAACAAGGCUUGCUCUCAGGGGAAACUAGUUAACCAGAAUCUAGCCUGCUGGGGUAUUAACAAAGCCUAACUGAACUGGGAGAAGGGAAAUACCCAACUCCAGCCCACUCUAGACAUUCUGUUCCACCUAAAAGGGCAGAAAACUAAGACUUAAGUUUGCAGUCCAGAGGUACCAAGUCUCUAAAAGACUGACACCUAAUCACAGGACUAUAGAACAUUCUCCCUCCCCUCACACCUCACCACCACAUUACUAAAGGCCUGUUUAGGGCAGUUCCUUUUACCCAGUACAUCAUGCCUGGCUAUGAAGGAAAACUACAAGACAUACUAAAAGGCAAAAAAUACAGAAGAGAUACAGCAAGCACUGUACAGAAAUGAAAAAUGUGUUUGAUGGGCUUGUUAAAAGACCAGACACAGCUGAGGAAAGAAUCUCUGAGUUUGAGGAUAUCUCAAUAGAAACCUCCAAAACUGAAAAUCUAAGAGAACAAAGACUAGGAAGAAUAGAACAAUAUGCAAGGACUGCGGGACAACUACAAAAGUUCCAACAUGUGUGUAAUGGGAAACCAGAAAGAGAGAAGAGAAAGGAACAGAAUAAAUAUCUGAAACAAUGACUGAGAACUUCUCCAAAUUAAUGUCAGACACCAAACUACAAUCCCAGAAGCUCAGAGAACACCAAGCACAAAUGCAAAAAAAACCAAAACCAAAACAAACACUAUACAUAGUUAUAUUACUUUUAAGCUGCAGAAAAUGAAAGAUGAAGAAAAAAUCCAGAAAGAGGCCAGAGGAAAAAACAUCUUACCUAUUGGACGAUCAAAGAUAAGAGGUACAUUAGACUUCUCAGAAACUAUGCAAACAGGAAAAGAGUGGAGUAAAACAUUCAUAGUGUUGAGAGAAAAAAACCCAUUCUGUACCCUGUGAAAUCCUUCAAAAGUGAAGAAGAAAGAAUUUCUUAGACAAAAAUUGGGGGAACUUUUGCCAGUACUUCUGCUUUGCAAGAAAUGUUAAAAGGAAGUUCUUUAGAGAGAAGGAAAAUGAUAUAGGUCAGAAAUUUGGACCUACAUAAAGAAAGGAAGGACACUGGGAAAGGAAUAAGUUAAGGUAAAAUUAAAACUUUUAUUUGUCUUAUUCUUAAUCUAACAGACUACAGUUUCUCCAAAAUUAUAAUAGCAACAUUAUAUUUGUGUAUGCUUAUAUGUGUGUAUAAAUGUUAUGACAGCAAUGAUACACGGGAUAAGAGGGAGGAAUUUGGAUUAUUUAGUUAUUAUAAAGUAUUCACACAACCUAUGAGGUGGUAUAGUGUUAUUUGAAAGUAGACUUGGAUUUGUUAACAUAUAUUGCAAACUCUAGGAUAACCCCUAAGAAAAUAAAAGAAGUUAUAACUGAUAGGCCAAGAAAAGAGAGAAGAUGCAAUCAAAUAAAAUGCUCAAUUAAAACCACAAAAAGAAAAAGAGUGGAAGACAAAAAGAAAAACAAAGAACAACAAAUGGAAAACAGUAAAAAUAUGGUAGCUGUUAAUCCAACUAAAUCAGUAAUCACUUUGAAGGUCAGUGGUCUAAAUGCACCAAUUAAAAGACAGAAAUUGUCAGAGUGGAUUAAAAAAAAAAGAUCCAGAAACUCACUUCUUGCCUAUAAGAAACUCACUUUAAAUAUAAAGAGACAUAUAGAUUAAAAUUAAGUGAAUGGAGAAAGAUAUAACACUAAUCAAAGGAAAGCAGGAAAAAAAAAUUUUUUUUAAUAUUUUAAAAAAAGAAAGCAGGAGCAGCUAUGUUAAUUUCAGACAGCGAAAACUUCAGAGUAAUGAAAGUUAUCAAGGAGAAAGAGGAAAUUAUACCUAAAACACAAGGAACAAAAUAAAAAAUAAAGUAGGACUACAUUAAUGAAGUAGGACGACAUCAAACUAAAAAGCUCUACACAGCAAAAGAAACCAUCAACAAAAAGAGAAAACAACCAAUGGAAUGGGAAAAGUAUUUGCAAACCAUGUGUCUGAUAAGGGGUUAAUAUUCAAAAUAUAUAAUGAACUCAUACAACCCAAUAGCAGAAAAAAUAAAAUAAGAAAUGGACAAAGGACCCAAACAGACAUUUUUUCCAAAGGAGAUCUAUAAAUGGCCAACAAGUACAUGAAAGUACUCAAUAUCACUUAACUUUAGGGAAAUGCCAAUUAAACAAUGAAAUAUUCCCUCAAGCCUGUUAGAAUGGCCAUCAUCAAAAAGACAAGAUAACAAAUACUGGCUUGGAUGUAGAGAAAAGGGAAUUUUUGGUACCGUUGGUGGGAUUGUAAAUUGGUACAGCCACUGUGGAAAACAGUAUGGAGGUUCCUCAAAAAUUAAAAAUAGAACUAUCAUAUAAUCCGGCAAUUCCACUUCUGAGAAUAUAUCCAAAGGAAAUGAAAACACUACCUCAAAAAGAUAUCUGCACUGCCAUAUUCCUAGCAGCAUUAUCUACAAUAGCAAACGGGACUUCCCUGGUGGUGCAGUGGUUAAAAACCUGCCUGCCAAUGUAGGGGACAUGGGUUCCAUCCCUGGUCUGGGAAGAUCCCACAUGUCUCAGAGCAACUAAGCCUGUGCUCUAGAGCCCAUGAGCCACAGCUACUGAAGCUCAUGUGCCUAGAGCCCAUGAGCCACAGCAAGAGAAGCACCACAAUGAGAAGCCCAUGCACCACAAAGAAGAGUAGCCCCCGCUUGCAGGAACUAGAGAAAGCCCGCGGCAAUGAAGACCCAACACAGGCAGUAAGUAAAUAAAUAAAUAAAUUUUUUAAAAAGCAAAACAACAAAAAACAAUAGCAAAGACAUCGAAACAACCUAAGUGUCCAUUGAUAGGUGAAUGGAGUGUCCAUCGAUAGGUGAAUGGAUAAAAGAAUGUGUAAUGUAUAUAUACGUAUGUACAUGCAUACACACAUGCAUACAAUGGAAUAUUAUUCGGCCAUAAAAACCAAGGAAAUCCUAUCAUUUGCAAUAACAUGGAUGGACCCUGAAGGCAUUAUGCUAAGCAGAGAAGGACAAAUACUAUAUGAUCUCACUGAUAUGUGGAAUUUAAACAAAACAAACACCAAACAGAAAAAGAAAUAAGAUGUGUGGUUACAUGGAUGGGGACAGGGGAUGGUUAGAGGAAGGUGGUCAAAAGAUACCAACUUCCAGUUAUAAAAUAAAUAAGUACCAGGAAUGGAACCUACAACAUGAUGACUAUAGUUAACACUGCUGUAUGCAUUACAGGAAAGUUGUCAAGAGAGUAAGUAGAUCCUAAGAAUUUUCAUUACAAGGAGAAAUUUUCUUUUAAUUGUAACAAUAUGAGAGGAGGGAUAUUAACUAAACCUAUUGUGGUAAUCAUUUCACAGUACAUGUGAAUCACACCAUCAUGCUGUACAUGUUAAACUUAUACAGGAAUGUAUGUCAAUUAUUUCUCAAUAAA